Messenger RNA from Stegastes partitus (bicolor damselfish), 2226 nucleotides. Its product is annotated as transforming growth factor beta-1-induced transcript 1 protein. The coding region runs from base 170 to 1594 and encodes 474 amino acids. The record is from RefSeq and is a predicted model, not a curated record. NCBI's taxonomy places the organism in Eukaryota, Metazoa, Chordata, Actinopteri, Pomacentridae. The transcript has 12 exons.
UCCUCCUCCUCUUCCUCCUCCUCUCGGCGGAUAACGGUGCCCAAGAAGUUAUUCAGGACAGACAAUAGCGCCGAGUCCGUCCGUCCAGCUCCGAUCCUCGGCCAUCACUGCUCAUUAAUGCUGCCCGCGUUGAGCCACAAAGAGGAAAACUGUCGGCUGAGAUCCCAUCAUGGAGGAUUUGGGAGUGCCUGAGCCACCUAACUACCCUCUCAGUCCUCGUAUUGUUGUGUUUGAUGCCCUUCUUGCUGAUCUGGAGAACACCAGCUCUCCUCUACCUCGGUGUCCCGUCCUGCUCACCUCCGACCCUCCACAAAAUGCUGAUCCGACCACCCAGGACCCAGCUCAGACUCGGCCGCCACCUCCCGCCUACACACCGCAGCAGACUGUUUCUUCUGCAAUGAAAUCCUCGCAGAACUCCACCCCAGACAAAUUAUACAGCACAGUGUGUAAACCACGAUCUCCCCGCACAGCAGAUCCUCCUCCAGCCUUCUCCUCCUCCUCGCUGCUGGGUGGAGGUCUGAGCGAACUGGACCAUCUGCUACAGGAGCUAAACGCGACACAGUUUAACAUCACAGAUGAGAUCCUGGCUCAGUUCCCUUCUUCUAAGAAAGAUGAGCGGGACAAGAUCAAGGAUAAAGCCGCAACCUCCUCCAGCUCUGUGAAGCCUUCGGCAACAUCCGCCACCCUGGAACUGGACAAACUGAUGGCUUCGCUGUCCGACUUCAGAGUCCAGAGCACACCAGCUGUGCCCGUCACUCCAGUGGUUACGGCACCGCAGCAACCCGCCGCCCCGCCGCAGCCCUCGUCUGGAGGCUCGUUGGACAGCAUGCUGGGGCUCCUCCAAUCAGACCUGAGCCGGCAAGGAGUGCAAACAUCCUCAAAGGGGAACUGCUCGGCGUGUCAGAAGCCAGUAGUUGGACAGGUGGUGACGGCUCUCGGGAAGGUUUGGCAUCCGGAGCACUUUGUGUGCACCGAGUGCGAGACGGAGCUGGGGAGUCGCAACUUCUUCGAGAAGGACGGCCGGCCGUACUGCGAGUCGGACUACUUCACCCUCUUCUCCCCGCACUGCGCGCACUGCAACAAACCCAUACUGAACAAAAUGGUCACCGCUCUGGACAAGAACUGGCACCCGGAGUGCUUCUGCUGCGUUAAGUGCAGCCGCGCCUUUGGAGAGGAAGGUUUCCAUGACCGUGAGGGCCAGCAGUACUGCCAGCAGUGCUUCUUGACUCUGUUUGCGUCUCGCUGUCAAGGCUGCAGUCAGCCCAUUCUGGAAAACUACAUCUCAGCUCUCAACUCUCUCUGGCACCCGCAAUGCUUCGUAUGUCGGGAGUGCUACAGCCCCUUCGUCAACGGCAGCUUCUUUGAACAUGAGGGGAAGCCGCUGUGUGAGGCCCACUACCACCAGUCCCGCGGCAGCAUGUGUCAGGCCUGCCAGCAGCCCAUCCUGGGCCGCUGCGUCACCGCCAUGGGAGCCAAGUUCCACCCGCACCACCUCGUGUGUCACUUCUGCCUGAAGCCGCUGAGCAAAGGCUGCUUCAAGGAGCAGGAGAACAAACCGUACUGCCACCCCUGCUUCAUCAAACUGUUCGGCUGAGGACGCUGCAGGACUCGAGCCUCCCCUCCCCCCCACGUCCUCCGUGAAGCGAAGAAGCUGUGUGACUCUCAAUUAGUUAGUGUUUCUACUGCGGGAGUGAGGGUGGAGCUGGUCUCUUUGUUGGUUUUCAGAAUAUUUGAGGAAGGGGAAAAAGAGAAAAUCAUCCAACCCAACUGGUUUCUGUUUAUUUGACUCAAAAUAAAGGACUGCAUUUGGACUGUGUGAAACAAAAGUCCAGCAUUGGUUCGACAGACACACACACAAAAAACCACAUUAUGUCAUGUAUGUAGACUUUUUACAUACUGUAUUAAUUCAAAUUGAAUAUUGAAAAUUGAGUUCUUUUUGCCAAAGGUAGAAAAAGAAACUGUACUGAGAGCAAAUUUAUUGUUUCAAUUAUGGACUUGUGCUGUUGUGCAAGAAAAUCCCCUUUAAUAUAUUUGCUUUAUAUUGCAAAAAGUAUACGUGUCACUGCAAUUGCUUUUAUAUAUUGUAUGCUGACUGCUAUAUAUGUUUAUGUGUAGCAAACUGAAGUAUCACAUGUUUAAAGUCAGAUAUUUUGCAUUAUUCAGUCACUCUUGCUCUAUGCAAAUAGCCAAAGACGAUUCCAAAGAAUAAAAUAAACGUGAACACAC